Suillus subaureus is the source of this 1000-nucleotide messenger RNA. RefSeq lists its product as uncharacterized. Gene Ontology annotation, molecular function: protein binding. The transcript is spliced from 9 exons. The record is from RefSeq and is a predicted model, not a curated record. The coding region runs from base 10 to 855 and encodes 281 amino acids. Lineage: Eukaryota; Fungi; Basidiomycota; Agaricomycetes; Boletales; Suillaceae.
CAUCUCAUCAUGCACCGGCCGGAUGAACAAUCAGUAGAGUGCACGAGUCAUGAAAAAACUGCAGUCGUUGGACGCACCACAGCCCGUGUCGCAUUACCACUUUCUGCGGUAGACGGUGACUCCGAUGGGGAAGCCGAGGCAGAUGGAUCACAAACAAAUGAUGGUGAUCUGUUGGAAGACUUUCCGGACGAAACUGAUGAAUUAGAGCUCGUGCAUUCGCGGUUGAGCUCUUUGGCCAAUCUUCGACUCGAUCGGUUCGCAAGGCACCUGAGGAAGCUAUGUCUCAGACAAAACGCUAUAUCGCAUCUAGAUCCAGAGGUUUUUAAGCUGCUCACGCAGCUUGAAGAGCUUGACCUGUACGAUAAUAAACUCAAAACUGUGGGAGAUACAUUAGACGAUAUGUCGGCUCUAACUCGCAUCGUGUAUUUCGUUCAAAACAAGAUCUCCAAAAUCACCGGCUUAGAAUCUGUGGGAGCGACACUAAGAAGUCUUGAACUUGGGGGAAAUAGAAUACGGCAUAUCGAAGGGUUGGAUGCGUUGGUCAACCUGGAGGAAUUGUGGCUGGGAAAGAACAAGCUCACGAAACUAGAGAAUCUGAGUACACUGAGCAGAUUGAAAAUAUUGUCUCUUCAGUCUAACAGGAUCACAAAGAUCGAGGGUCUGGAUCAAUUAGCUGAUUUGGAAGAGCUCUACCUGAGCCACAAUGGAGUCGAGCGUUUGGAAGGUCUUGAGAACAACACAAAGCUGAGAAUGCUUGACGUUGGCGUGAACUUUGUUCUAGCGAUCGAAAAUAUAUCGCAUCUGGUAUCUCUAGAGGAGCUCUGGCUCAAUAACAACAAGAUUACUGAUCUGUGAGCCCUUGAGCCGCAGCUCAAGAAUGUUACAGUUCUAUUCUUUUCCUUUCACCUCUUCACUUAUUCACGAUUACUAAUCAUUCUUAGACAUUCUAUGACAUUCCAUUGUAUGAUUCUCUUUUCUCUUUUCUGAUUUGCUAUUUACU